This is a messenger RNA of Oncorhynchus mykiss (rainbow trout), 1746 nucleotides long. NCBI's taxonomy places the organism in Eukaryota, Metazoa, Chordata, Actinopteri, Salmoniformes, Salmonidae. The record is from RefSeq and is a predicted model, not a curated record.
AAAAUCCCCUUUAAAGCCGACCGUAAACAGAAAGCGGAAACAAUAGGGAACCACAAACACACACCCUUGUCUUGGCGAUCUACUCAGGGAAAUAAAAUACCUUUACCUUUUAAGCAAUACUAUUAAAUAGACAUCUAAGAAAAUACGAAGUCGACGAGUACUUAGGGGCAUUUUACUAAGUUGGUCACCAUGGCACUGAAAAGAAUACAGAAGGAGCUUCAUGACCUGCAGAGGGAUCCGCCAGCACAGUGCUCUGCUGGACCCGUGGGAGAGGACUUGUUCCAUUGGCAAGCAACAAUAAUGGGGCCAGGUGAUAGUCCAUACCAAAGUGGGGUCUUCUUUCUCACAAUCCACUUCCCCACCGACUAUCCCUUCAAGCCACCAAAGGUAGCAUUCACAACAAAGAUCUAUCAUCCAAACAUCAACAGUAACGGGAGCAUUUGCUUGGACAUUUUGCGAUCCCAGUGGUCUCCAGCAUUAACUGUAUCAAAAGUUCUGUUGUCCAUAUGUUCGUUGCUUUGUGACCCGAACCCGGACGACCCCUUAGUUCCAGACAUAGCACAGAUCUACAAACUAGACAAAGAGAAAUACAACAGACUAGCAAGAGAUUGGACUCAGAAGUAUGCAAUGUAAAGGCCCUCCUGAAGAUUUUUUUUAAAGUCACAAAACACUGUACAUUCUGGUAAUAGAAAGUAAACUUAGGUGAUAUGGAACACAUUGUACUGUCAACAUUUAUCAUGUGAACCCAUGAACUAUAGAUGAUUUUGUGUUUACAGGGGGUAUACACUGCACAUAUGUACAUUAAGGGUGAUAGAUAUGGGGGACAACAACUGUACAUUGUUGUUAUCCCUACUUCCUGGUUUUGGGAACUUUUGUUUCUCGUCUCAUGAAUGGAAGAGGAAGUCAUUAGAAUACUGUAGUCUGCUGUUCCAGUCAUCAGAAUACUGUAGCCUGCUGUUCCAGUCAUCAGAAUACUGUAGCCUGCUGUUCCAGUCAUCAGAAUACUGUAGCCUGCUGUUCCGCUGUUCCAGUCAUCAGAAUAUUGUAGCCUGCUGUUCCAGUCAUCAGAAUAUUGUAGCCUGCUGUUCCAGUCAUCAGAAUACUGUAGCCUGCUGUUCCAGUCAUCAGAAUACUGUAGCCUGCUGUUCCAGUCAUCAGAAUACUGUAGCCUGCUGUUCCAGUCAUCAGAAUACUGUAGCCUGCUGUUCCAGUCAUCAGAAUACUGUAGCCUGCUGUUCCGCUGUUCCAGUCAUCAGAAUAUUGUAGCCUGCUGUUCCAGUCAUCAGAAUAUUGUAGCCUGCUGUUCCAGUCAUCAGAAUACUGUAGCCUGCUGUUCCAGUCAUCAGAAUACUGUAGCCUGCUGUUCCAGUCAUCAGAAUACUGGAGCCUGCUGUUCCAGUCAUCAGAAUACUGGAGCCUGCUGUUAGUCAUCAGAAUACUGUAGCCUGCUGUUAGUCAUCAGAAUACUGUGGCCUACUGCUACAGUACAACAUACUCAUGGCUCUGCUGACUCACCCAUAAAGAGGGAAAUUGAGGAAUCAAACCAAUUUUACAGUUUUUUUUAUUGUAUCAAACUAUUCUGGACCUACUUUAGUUGUUUUAGCAUUAAGUCAGAACUUGUAUCAUUAAAACAUUGAAAUACAUUCUCUGCCAUUAACAGUGAUUUAGGGGCUUCAGUUAUGACUAUGGCUUAUGCUGUUUAGUUAGCACUUUUGUAUAAUUAAAGAAUGGUACACUUUUUAUUAA